AUGGCCAAUGCGUGACCAGGCGGAAAGAGUCGGGGACUACGAACGUGAGGUGUUGAUUGGCCCAGAGACCAGAGUUCUCCAAACGGCUAAGCGACUAGACCCCAACAAAGCAACAUCGUGACUUUUUUUGAAACCGCGGCAGAACGGAGAUAUACUGGGAAUAGGGCUGUUUCGAUCCGUUUCGUUCUUUUUACGUCGUUGAUCGUCCUCGUCCUUGAUUACUUUGUCCUCUUACUCUCAUCAUCCUCAAGAUGGCUGACAAGGACGCUGGAACCCCGCGAGUCUUCCUCGUAAGGCACGGCCAGACAGAAUGGACCAUCUCCGGUCAAUGCACCGGUAGCACCGACAUUCCUCUGACCGCCGUCGGGGAGAGCCAAGUGCUUUCGUCCAGCAAGGUUGUGGUGGGGCAGGGCAAGCUCAUCGACCCCUCCAAGCUCACCAAGGUGUUCAUCAGCCCACGCACCCGCGCCCAGCGCACCUACGACCUCCUGUUCGACGAUGCUGCCAAGGCGGCCUUGAAAGAGAAGGUUGAGAUAACAGAGGAUAUCAGGGAGUGGGAGUACGGAGCAUACGAGGGCGUGACGCCAACGGAUAUCCGCAAGCUGCGCCAGGAGAAGGGACUGGAUAAGGAGAGGCCAUGGAACAUCUGGCACGAUGGAUGCGAGGAUGGAGAGUCACCCACUGAGGUUGCCACGCGCCUGGACGAGCUGAUCGCGAAGAUCAAGCAGCUGCAGGCGCCGUGUAUGGAUGGCUGGAGGCCGGCGGAUAUUGUGGUUAUUGCGCAUGGACACAGUCUGAGGGCUUUUGCGAAGAGGUGGAUUGGGUUUGAGAUGGGGAUGAGGCUGCCGCUGAUGUUGGAGCCGGGGGCGGUGGGGGUGUUGAGCUAUGAGCAUCAUAGGGUGGAUGAGCCGGCGUUGCUGUUGGGGGUUAAUAUGGGAGGUGAGGAGUGAGGAGGUGGACGAGUCAUGAUGGGAUGAGAGCUUAUGCUACUGAUGAUGAGGCCUUUGUGGGUUAACAUGAAGGUGAGGAGUGAGGAGGUAGACGAAUGAUGAAAUGAGAGCUUAUGACACUGGUAACGAGGUGUUUUUGAAGGACUUGGGUGACGUUUGCUGUUGAGGGGGACACCGAGGCAUGAGUUGUGCUGUGCGGUGGAGUCGGCAUAUGUCAGUGGUAACUGAGAGAGUCUCGAAAGCCUCGAGUGAUACCAAUUAUUGAGGAAUGCGGUCAUGAACACAGUCGGCAUAUGCCACUGACUGGUAGCCAAGAACUUCUCGAAAGACUUGGGUGAUAGCAAUUGUUGAGGAAUGCAGUCAGUCAUGAACACAGUCGGCACAUGCUCCUGACUAGUAACUGAGAGAGUCUCGAAAGACUUAAGUGAUACCAAUUUUUGAGGAAUGCGGUCAUGAACAGAGUCGGCAUAUGCCACUGGCUGGCAGCCCAAGGGUUUUCAAAGACUUGGGUGAUAGCAAUUAUUAAUGAGCGUAGCCACACAUGAAUUGUACCAGACAUGACACUGACUAGUAACUAAGAG
Pseudogymnoascus verrucosus is the source of this 1531-nucleotide messenger RNA. RefSeq lists its product as uncharacterized. Gene Ontology annotation, molecular function: sedoheptulose-bisphosphatase activity. NCBI's taxonomy places the organism in Eukaryota, Fungi, Ascomycota, Leotiomycetes, Thelebolales, Thelebolaceae. The transcript is spliced from 2 exons. Gene Ontology annotation, biological process: ribose phosphate biosynthetic process. The coding region runs from base 252 to 950 and encodes 232 amino acids. The record is from RefSeq and is a predicted model, not a curated record.